CAGAAAUUAUCUCAUGGGGAGCCCAGUGAGAGCGUAACCGAUCGUCCCAGCGCGGCCUCUCCUCCGCGCCCCCCGGCCUGGGGCUGACGGAGAGGGCGCAGGCGGGCAGCGGGCUCCCCCCGCACCAACCGCCCCACGGGCAGGCCGCGCUGCCGGCCCCAGCUCCGGCGGUAGCCCCGCAGCGCUGAGGGAAGAGAGAACCCGCAAAGGGAGAAAGAGAGAAGGAGACAGCGGCGGCGGCGGCGCCGCCCUCUGGAGAGAGCGCCAGGGAGAGGCUGGUGUGAAGAGCCGCAUUUCAAUGAGGGCCGGGCUAAUGCAAAUCACUGCAAUCGGCAGCAGCAGAAGAAAGGCGAAGCAGCUGCAGCCCGGGCUCCCCAGCAGCGCGCUCCAGCCAGGGGAGGCGUAACAAAGGCAGCGGAGCCGCUUUCUGCGGCAACUACUGCGAUUAAAACCGGGUGGUCGCCGGGGGGGGAGGGGGGGAGCUGCCGCUCUUUGGCCGCUUCCCGUUUCGAGCCGCCGAUUUCCCUCCGCGCUCCGCCGGCAGCAGAUCUGAGGGAGAAGGUGCUCGCCAGGCAGCGGAGAACAGGUUGAACUUCAAGAUGUCCUUUGGGAGAGAUAUGGAGCUGGAGCAUUUUGAUGAGCGUGAUAAAGCGCAGCGAUAUGGUAGAGGGUCCCGGGUAAAUGGUUUGCCCAGCCCUACUCACAGUGCCCACUGCAGCUUUUACCGAACCCGUACUCUACAGACCCUGAGUUCUGAGAAAAAAGCCAAGAAAGUUCGUUUCUAUCGUAAUGGAGACCGGUAUUUCAAAGGGAUUGUAUAUGCCAUCUCCCCUGAUCGGUUUAGAUCCUUUGAAGCUCUCCUGGCUGAUCUGACCCGAACUCUGUCUGACAAUGUGAAUCUGCCCCAGGGAGUGAGAACAAUCUACACGAUUGAUGGCUCCAAGAAGAUUUCUUCCUUGGACCAGCUAGUAGAAGGGGAAAGCUAUGUAUGCGGUUCCAUAGAACCCUUCAAGAAACUGGAGUACACGAAGAAUGUAAACCCAAACUGGUCAGUGAAUGUUAAGACAACUUCUACUUCUCGUUCAGUGCCGUCUCUUGCCACUGCUAAAGGAGGUACUCCAGAUGCAAAAGAGAAUAAGGAUUUCAUUAGGCCUAAACUAGUCACGAUCAUCAGGAGUGGAGUGAAACCACGGAAAGCAGUCCGGAUUCUGCUCAACAAGAAGACAGCACAUUCAUUUGAACAGGUUCUUACUGAUAUAACUGAUGCCAUCAAGCUGGAUUCAGGAGUGGUUAAACGCUUAUACACACUAGAUGGAAAACAGGUGAUGUGCCUUCAGGAUUUCUUUGGUGAUGAUGACAUUUUUAUUGCAUGUGGACCAGAAAAGUUCCGUUACCAGGAUGAUUUCUUGCUGGAUGAAAGUGAAUGUCGGGUGGUGAAAUCCACUUCCUAUACCAAAAUAGCUUCGACUUCACGUAGGAGCACCACCAAGAGCCCGGGCCCAUCCCGACGCAGCAAGUCUCCUGCUUCUACCAGCUCAGUGAAUGGAACCCCUGGUAGCCAGCUUUCUACUCCCCGCUCUGGGAAGUCUCCAAGCCCAUCUCCCACCAGCCCAGGAAGCCUACGGAAACAGAGGAGCUCCCAACACAGUGGCUCCUCUACCUCAUUAGCAUCCACCAAAGUUUGCAGCUCUAUGGAUGAAAAUGAUGGACCUGCAGAAGAAGUGUUGGAGGAAGGUUUCCAGGUUCCAGCAUCGAUAGCAGAGCGAUAUAAAGUUGGAAGGACUAUAGGAGAUGGAAAUUUUGCUAUUGUGAAGGAGUGUAUAGAAAGAUCGACUGGUAGAGAAUAUGCUCUGAAAAUAAUCAAAAAAAGUAAAUGUAGAGGAAAAGAACAUAUGAUCCAGAACGAGGUAUCUAUUUUAAGACGAGUCAAGCAUCCCAAUAUUGUACUUCUGAUCGAAGAAAUGGACAUGCCAACUGAGUUGUACCUUGUCAUGGAACUCGUAAAGGGAGGAGAUCUUUUUGAUGCUAUUACUUCCACCAACAAAUAUACAGAGCGGGAUGCCAGUGGGAUGCUUUACAAUCUGGCCAGUGCCAUCAAAUAUCUUCACAGCCUGAACAUUGUCCACAGGGAUAUCAAGCCGGAGAAUCUACUGGUUUAUGAACACCAAGAUGGAAGCAAGUCCCUGAAGCUAGGAGACUUUGGCCUAGCAACAAUUGUGGAUGGACCUCUAUAUACUGUUUGUGGGACCCCAACAUAUGUAGCUCCAGAAAUCAUUGCUGAAACUGGAUAUGGCUUGAAGGUGGACAUCUGGGCAGCGGGUGUGAUUACUUACAUCCUGCUCUGUGGUUUCCCCCCGUUCCGUGGAAGUGGGGAUGACCAAGAAGUGCUUUUUGAUCAGAUUUUGAUGGGACAGGUGGAUUUUCCAUCUCCAUAUUGGGACAAUGUUUCUGACUCUGCAAAGGAACUUAUCACAAUGAUGCUUCAAGUAGAUGUAGAUCUGCGAUUCUCAGCCUUGCAAGUUCUUGAGCACCCAUGGGUUAAUGAUGAUGGCCUUCCAGAGAAUGAACAUCAGCUCUCAGUAGCUGGGAAGAUAAAGAAGCAUUUCAACACAGGCCCUAAACCGAACAGCACAGCAGCUGGAGUUUCUGUCAUAGCACUGGACCACGGGUUUACCAUCAAGAGAUCAGGGUCUUUGGACUACUACCAACAACCAGGAAUGUAUUGGAUAAGACCACCGCUCUUGAUAAGGAGAGGCAGGUUUUCCGACGAAGACGCAACCAGGAUGUGAGGGGACGCUAUAAGGCACAGCAAGCUCCACCUGAACUCAACUCUGAAUCGGAAGACUAUUCACCAAGUUCAUCCGAGACUGUUCGCUCACCUAACUCACCCUUUUAAUAAAACACUUUUACUCAAAAGUCUUGGCUUUAACCCUUUGAGACCCUGAAAAUCCUUCAGACCUGUGUGAAGUGAUUACAGCUAUCUAUCCAGCAGUAAACGCUGGGAUGGUGGAACACAAAAGGGUGCUCACAGAAUCUUUGUAAGAAUAAUUUCCUAAUCGAUUGAAAUACUUGUUCUCUGUUUAGAUUGCAACUUGCUGCUAAUAUGAUCCUCAAAGGGUUAAGGCUAUUUUGCUUUUUUAUUUAAAGAUAGAAGCAGUGAAUGUUUUCAUCAGUGAAGCUAGGAACUGCAGUAUGUAAUUUUAGCACAUGUUAACCCUCUGAGUAAACGAUCAACUUAAAUCUUGACAACCCAUAUUAGGGCUUUAUUCUGGCUUUUUUGCUUUUAUACGCACAUAUCUUUUAUAGUACCCUAAAGUUCCUUGCCUGUUUCUGGCCAAAACAAUAUCAAACGCACUAUUUCUUAGGGGUUACAAAUGUAGGCUUUAAAAAUGAAAAUAAAAUUAAACAAACAGUAUCUUCUACAGCAGCUCGUUCUGAACCUGCAUCGUACUUCCACAGGGAGUGACUGUUGUUGGAGGAUAUUAUGCAGGCUAAAUGGGAAAUUCAGUUUAGGGCAGCCUCAUAGUUUACAGAAGGUGACAUGAUGGUAGCGACAAAAGGUUGCUUCCGUAUCGUUUGCUGCUAAUGACAACGUAGUCUUGGGAAAUGUCUUGAGGACAUGUUCUGUCAUGCAAUGGUAUGUAAUGAUCUAGUCGAGAAGUUCCUGGUUCCUUUGCCUCACAUGCAGUAAUGUACGGGCAACCUCUCAACGUGACCUGGUUAUUCCGGGAGAGUAAUUUUUAAAGAUUAACAUUGAUGAGAAUUACCCUUAAAAUAAAUAAGAGUACUUCUAAAUUGGGGAAAAUACAAGUCAUUUAAUAUAUAUGUAAAGCCUAAACUGAAUUAGUGAAAGUUUUGUCUUAGAAUGGAGAAACUAAAAAUGAUUCACCAGUUCUAUUUGUAAUAUUUAAUAAAAUGAGCAUUUACACAGAGUAUACAUAUUUCUGGUUUGUUAAAACCUCAACACAGCAUUACAGCAUUUUAUUUAACUGUUAUCGUAAAGUUGGCUUCCACAGAAAUAUUACGUUUUGUAGACUUUUGUGUUAGAUAUGAUAAUUUGAAAGAAAAAUUAUUAUAAAAUCAGUCAGAAUUUCACAUGAAUGAAAAAGGCAACUUCCAAAAUCUUAUUCUAAAGUAAAAAACAACAUUAUGAAAUUUAUACUUUCUCUUAUUACUCAUAUAAAAUUGAAUUUUUCCCCUCUAAAGUUAAAAUGUUCUCACGGUAUUUUUGAAAAGUCACACAAAUGUGAUUUCCUCUCUUUCCCCCUGCUCUUUUUCUCUCCUUCUUUCUUCCUUUUUCUUUCAUAUCAUACAGCUAGAAAUAUCAAUAUGCUGCCCAAAAAGAUAUGCAGGCUUUUCUGAUCUCGCUGGGAAGUAUAAAUAAGUUUUGGAGUAACAGGGCAAGAUGCCCACAGUGCCACUUCCCUUCUGAGUUGUGUUUGCUCAUGGAACAUGGAGCAGUUGUGGCAGUGAAUGUGUACCUGCAACUUGUUGGAGCUAGUGUAAUGCUCUUUUGCAUUUCUAAUUGGAAGUAUCACUUGAACCAUAUUUCAAGAAACAUUGAAAUUGUUUUGUUUCUCCAUCCUUUGAAAUGCGUCUUUCAUUGUCUCAGUCAUGAAAAUUUAUGUAUUAAAAGCUCUGAAGAUUUUAAAUACAGGAAUUUCAUCUUAUGAAUCUUCACACAAGUGGUACAAGUAUUUCAUACAGAAUGCAGUUAAAUUCACCCAAGGUUAAUAAUCUAGAAGUGAGACACGUAGUCUGAACUACAUCUCCAGAUUUCCUUGGUCAUGCAAAAAGAUGAGCAUUUCCAAGUUUCAUUCAUCUCACCUGUCAUGGGCAUACAUUUCAGGCAGGACUCAUGCUUUGAUUCACCUAUUGCUCUCAGUCCAUUGACUGUAGAAGGAACUGCUGGUGGAAGCUUACAUCAAACACCAAACUUCAGAUUAUGAGUUUAGUAGAAUGAAUCUCACCCUAAGUCAUCAGGAGACUCUGAUCUCUGAAUGUACAUCCAUGGGCAGAAGGCCUGUGCAUGGCCUCAAUUACUCUGGAACCUGAGUAACAACAUCUUAACACAAGUGAAGCAAAUAGAUGUCUUGUUGCAGAACUCCACAGGGGCAAGAGGUGAAGAGAUAAAGGUUUUGGGAAAGGGCUGUGUCUAUGGCAGAUCCUUGACUGUGCCCAUCCAACCCUAGAGUGAUUGUGGAGAGAAGACCCUUGGUAAAUAAGGCAUAGCCACUGCCAUUGUGAUGUUAAUGGUUGCAGUUCAAUAACAUUUGGAUAGGACAGGGAUUAUUUUUCCAUAGGAUCAAACCCUCAGCCAAUGUAAAUCCCCCCUUGCCACUUACCUACAUCAGUUUACAGUAGGUCAGGAUCUGGCAUGUUUUUCCAGCAUUGCCCUUCCCACAUUAUAUCGCAGCCUUCCCUUUAGAAGAGAUACAACUCAACCAUGUGAAUGCAAGACGUACAUUUGGUAAUAAAAAGGUGCCCAUUAAUACCACAUGCUCCUUAACAAUUGGGAAAAUUUGGCAGUCAUAAACCAAAGGCCGAUGUUCGUUCUUCUUAAUUAGAGAGGGAAAUCAGGAGAAAAAAAUAUAAAAAUUUGCUUCAUCUUAUGUAUGAGAAAUAUUAUUCAAAAACCCAUCUGGGAUUUUCCUAUCACCUUUGCUUUGCUUUGGAAUACAGGGUUAUCAUUAAAAUAAGAUGUUUGGCUCCUUCAUCUUACACCAUCUUGUACUACUUAAAAUGUAUGUAAAAAUAAUCCUAGAUCCUGAAAUCCCUACUAAUCCCCAACGUCUUCUAUGUUUCUGAUCUCUGGUUCAUGUUUUAUGAACAUAACUAUAAAAAUAUUUAUUUUAGGUUAUUUUUAGAUCUGUGAGAGAUUGGGUUUCAAAUUGCUGAUAGCCUCUUUUGAGGCUUCAAGGAAAGGUAUCUGAAUAUUUAAACUAUUUUAAAAGUGGUUUCCAUGAUGGUUUUAAAUAUAUCCAUAUAUAUUUUUAAAUAUAACCAUAUAUAUGUAUAUAUGUGUAUAGUUUCAUGGAAAUAAUAAUGGUUCAAGUUUGUUUGGCAGUGACUGCCCCUUUUCUUGUCUAAUCUCCGAAUUCCUGGGGGUAAGUGAAGACAGAAUAUGUGGCCCUAAAAAUACUUGAAACACCAGUGAAAAUAACAGACUAUUUCUAAUGUGAUAAUCUGGGAGAGCACAUAGCACGCUGUGGUCAUUUUACUGUAAUACAUACCAGUCCUCCUGACUACCUUCUUCUUUUCCCUUUUGAAUCAUUGCAUCGUAUUGGUGCUAAAUGUGACAACAAUUUUUUAUUAAUGCUUAUUACAUAUACAAGGCCAACUUCCUCCCACCAAGCCUAUAUAGUUAGCCGAGAUGGAUGGCAGUCAUGGUAGGCACCGUCUAGCACCAAGGAGAUGGAGAGGAGCACUUCCAAAGGGUGAUUCAGGUCAUCUAAUAUUUGGUCUCUGGAGAUGCCUGUCGGUCUGAUCUUGGUACUAACAGAAGAGGAGAACAGGGUCACUUCCAGAUUAAUUUCUCUCAAUUAAAUGUAAGUGGGGAUAACGUAGAGUCCAAACUAAGUGCAAUAUUCUAGUGAGUUUACAUGCAGUAAGCAAACUUUGAUGUGAAAAUGUAGUACUGAUAGGUGAUAGAACAGGAUUAGUUAAACAGUGCUGAGUGUUGUCUCAUCUAGAGGUAUCCAAGAAUUAAGCAUCUAAUCUAGGGCAAUCAUCUAAGCUUCCCUUACAGUUGCUAGAGACUGGCUUCUCUAGUGGAUAAUUAAAAUUCUAGAAUGGAUGAAUCCCUCACUAGAUGAGGUGCCUAGCCCAAAUAUAUUUAGAACAUGAUUUAUUAAGUCAUGACAUAUAAAUUAAUAUUUCUGUAAGUUAAUAAUUUUCAUAGCAUUAAUGUACAAAAAAUCCAGAAUACUAUGGUUCUACUCAGAGGGUUAACAGAAAAGCACUAGGCAUGCUGAUUACAUUGGUGUAUCCAAACUGCUUUGCUUUUUUAGCCAGUGUUUGCUGAUUUUUUUCAGAAAAUUCUUGAAAAAAUUCAAGUUUGAAAUAAUUUAAGUGUUGUUGUUUAAGGAAUUUCUAUAACCAAAUUAAUCUUAUUUUUAGCUUAACUUAUAACAGGAAUAAUAUGUAUCAUUGACGCAGUGUAAGUCUGUAGUUAUCAAUUUUAUUAAUUCCACAAGUGAUUCCAGAAAUCUCUUUUUUUAAGUACUUACUAUAGAGCUUACAAUGGUGGCAUAGGUGACUGAGACUGUCUUUCUUAUUGGUAAACAAACAAUAUUGUAAUUUCAAGAAAGUCCUCAGAAUCAGCUUUUCAGUUUGGUAGUGUACUAGUUAGGGGAAAGCUAUCUCAUGACAUGCAUUGUGUAAAUCAUCUUUGUAGAUGAAGAUUGUUCAUAUUAAUGAACACAUUCUUUUUCCUUGACAUUGUAGCAGAAACUGUUUACUUGUUAAUGAACAACCAAUACAUUAAUUUGCUUCAGACUGUUAGAGGGGAAAGUGAGAUUCCAGUCAUUGACAAUGUUAUUGCUUUACAGUAGCCCUCAUCUAAUUUAAAUGUGGUGCAUACUACAAUAAGCAAAGCCAAACCUGUGAAUAAACUCCUGAAAAAGCCUGGUGGGUCUUUAUUCAGUUGGGUGCUCGCAUACAGUAGCGUGUGACAGCAGGAAGGCUUUCAAGAAUUGUUGAAAUGAAAGCGAUAUAUCCACAAAUAAGAGCUAAAUUGCAAUCCUUUCCCUAUGGGGCAUAUAUGUUUAAAAAGAAAAAAAAAAAGAAAAGAAAAGAAAAAUUGGCUCAGAGGUUUGCAGUGCUACUACAUUACCACAGGGCAAGUACAUUAAAUCAUUGUUAUUUGCUAGCCUGGGGUAUAUGUUAGAAAAUGGCAUCUUUUUUAUUUAGUUUAGAUUGUGGGCAGGGAGAGCUUUCCUAAUAUUAUUGCAGUGCCUUCUAGUGCUGCCAUGGUUAAAGCUGUGUUAGUAUUUCCAUUAUAAACUCUUAGUCUCAAAGGUUUUUAAUUUGAUCGUAAAAACUUGCUUCAGGCAGAAACUUGGCAUACAAUUUUUCAGCUCAGAGUGAUUCUUUUCCUAAAAUAUGAGGGAAAUCAGCUUGACCUCUUUGACAUUUAUUUUCUAAGUGUACACAAACAUUCACACACAGAGACACAAAGGCGGUUUUUAUGCAGCUCAUUUCAGAUGUGUUCCAUUUUCAGGCGUAUCUCACAGGUCUUAACUACACAGGUGACAGCUCAGAACUUUUGGGCAUUUUGAAAAGCAGGGAGAAAACAGUGAUCAAGAGUAAAAAUGUUCCACAUGUGGGAGAGUUUUAUUUCGAUGUGACGAGCAUUUUAAGUUCGCGCAGUAACGGGUAUGUAUAUACGCCCUGCUGAGUGCUCGUGUAAUUCCUAAACCCAUUAGUUUAAGUCAUUCUACGUAGCAAACGCUAAAUGUGAAUAUGCUGAAUCUCCCUGUAAGACUGGGAGACGCAGCAGUUUCAUCUUGUAUUUUACAGUAGCACCAUGGACAAAGCUGACGUUACACCAGCCAAAAGGGUCCACAAAGAGAAGAAUCAAAGGAAUGUGUUUUCUCUUAAGGGGAAAAAAAUUGUCUGAAUAAGACAGGGUUGAAAGCUCACACUGAAUAAGAGAGGUAUUAAAAGCACUUUAAAAAGCAUAAGUAUGGAAUCAUUUGAAAACUAUACGAGUGCAAGGGAGUCACACAGUGUAAUGAAUCCAUGUGCGGAGCCAAUCAACUACUAAUCUGGAGCAAAUUUACAGCUACAAACAGGCAUAAUUAAUAUACAAGUCAAACACACCCAGCGGCAGAUGGAAUUGAAAUCCUAGUUCUUUUACCAAACACAAUGCAGACCUCUUCCUCAUAUAUUCACUAAAUGAGACCGUGUGUAGCUGUUUGAAGUAGUGUUACAUACAGGCUAGUGGGGAAAUUAGGUGUUUAAAAAAUGACUGUAAAUUAAUUUUUUUAAUAGCAAUUCUGCAGCAUGCUUCUAUCUUAAUGGGUCCUUUUGGGAAAAGACAGCUUUCAAAAAGUAAAGUCUAUGCAUUUUAUACUUGUCUGCUUAUAUACUUGGAUAGCCCAUGCCAGAUAGCUUCAGUAAGAACUGAGUUGCCAUAUUGAGGUUCCAUAUUACUUGCAGUUUUCUGCAGCAGGGGCCAGAGGAAGGAGCAAAGCAUCCAUGAAAUAAAGAGUUCAUAGAAUGACCCACCUGGAAAUGUCUUCCUAAUCCUUCUUAUUGAUUGACUUGAGUCAUGAACCAUAGCGCUCCGUCAUUUCCAAAAGUGUUCACCCUACCUAAGUGGGUAGGGAAGGGUCACUGGACAGAGUUGUGCCAUUUUCCUGGCAUCCGCCUGAGUGCUGCACAUUUCCUCAAGCCAUGAGUAAAUAACAGGCUGGGAAAAUAACUGUUUAUGCUAAAUGACAGAGCUAGAAAAAAGCACACAGGUAGAAAUUAGCCAUGACAAAUGCAGACUGGCAUUUGGAAGAUGGUUUCUGACCAACUGAUCAAACAGAUUCUUGAGAGUUUUUUCCAAUAGGACCACUGGAGUCAAGAAACUCCAACUGAUUUUCAGGUGGAAUUUGAUCUGUUGAUGAGAAACUUUCUUCUUGAGGUGUUUCUGAUAUGUCCUCAUAUACAUUUCCUAUUUUAGGAAGACAAUGGACUCAGAAAUCCAGAAGAUACCUUGUAUUUCUAUUUCUAUUCUUAAUAGAUUUUAAAGCUAGUGAUAAGUUAUUCAUACACAUCUAAUUUUAAGUGCCUGGAGAAAAAAACAAGCGACGAAAAAGAAGCCUACCUUACUUGUCUAGAAUUACACUGAAGAGAGCUGACAUUACUACUGUAAUUGUUACUGGUACUGCUACUAUUACUACUACUACUACCACCACCAUUGCCGUUCAGAGGUAAUUACUUUUUUUACCUAGGCAUCUCCAUUAGGUGCCUGGAAUGCUUCAGCAUCCGCUAAUAAGACCAGAAGGGUCUUAUAUGAAUAAUAGCACCUAUAAAUUUAUUUUCUUUUCAAACAGAAUGCCCACAGCUAUUGAAGCUGGGGUCCAUGAUAUGGUGAGAGUUUGAGAACUAGUAAGAGAGAAAUUGGUAAAUUGAGAGAGAGGAUUAUUCGCAAGGUAUAAAUGCAAUGGAUCGUACAUCCAAGGGAGUUCCUGGUGCUGUAUCUUGCAAAGGAAACUGAUAGAUUUUUUUCUCUUCAGCAAAUCCAAGCACAAAGGAAAAGUCAAAUAAGCCUUUAAGAUAUGAACUGCUGACAAUCUGGCAUUCAUCGUGGAUCUUAGCUAGGUGUAGUCUUUGUGAAAUUACUUCAGUGUAAUAGGGAGUUGAAAUUUAAGGUGGGUAACAUCAGAUCUUGACAACUUCUGCCAUUGAUAGUUAAGAGGUGGGAGGAAUCAAAUUGACUGACUGAUGCUAAAACCAGAAGUAGUUCAGAAGAGGCAUUUGCAGAGAGAGUUGAUGUGAAAAAAGGGAGGAGGAGGACUCUUGAGUAAUUCCCAGAGGCCAAUUUAUCACUUGCCAUUUGUGUUGAUCUUCAGUGUCUUAUCUGAGGGAAAAAAAAAUUACUCAAACUGGUCCAAGGUUAAAGACAUAUCCGCUAUAACUUAUUUUUUAUUUUAUUAAGGAAUUAAUAAUAACCUUUUAUAUUCUGCCUGAAAGAAAAUUGUUAAAGGAUUAGUUGAGUGUGAAAUUAAAUAGCACUUUUCUCAUGCAUGCUAAAAAGCUAUCUAAGGUAGUGGAGGCCUUUAAACAAGUUUAUAAACUAUUUCAAUUAAAAAAAUUUUCAUUUCUUUUCCUAAGUAAGAAACUUAAGAAUUGCUAUGUGGUUUGAAUGGCAUAGAUGAAUCUUUAAUUUUCAAGGUACUAAUUAAAUAAUUUCUAGAUGAUACAUAUUGCUGUAAAAAUCAGGAGGGAAGCCAAACGGCAUAUGUCAAAUCCUGCCAUUUAUGCUAAUAAAUGUAAAUUAACAGGAAUGAGAUCUGAUAUUAUCACCUUAAUUUACAAGCUACGUUUUUAAGUUGUUGCUUAAUUUUAUGUAAAAUAUUUGCUCUAAAAUGGUAAGAAAAGAGUAGAAAAGGACAAAUCACUUAAUAGGUCAGCUCUAGUCUCAACUUCUAACAAGCUCAUGUUUCUUGAGCAGAGAAGCAUUACAAUAUAUUUCACUGCAGUCAUCACAAGCAAGCCACUAAGGAAUUACAAUCAGCUGCAUUCCUGAGAAGCUAUGCACAGGCUUUAAAAAUUAGUCAUGCAGCCACAUCCUGGUUUUCCCAUAUAAACCUCUGCAACAAAGUGAGUCUCCAUGAGCACAAUUAUUAAAAAAAAAACCACAAAAAAAAAAGACACAACUAUUCAAAUAUUUCACACCUCGUGUUAAUUUCCCAGCCCAGGAGGUGAACUUGGAUAAGUGCAUGGAAAUCAAAUAUAGUUGUGGACUGACAGCUUUUGUAUCUGAUGCCCUUCAACACUAUACAUACCAACUCUCAUGAGAAAUGUGAAUACUGUUUUACAGUGGAAGCCCACUAAAUCCCACUAAUGACUGGAAGAUUCAUUGUAAAUGGAUGGAUUUGGGGAAUUAGCAGGUGAAUUAAGAAAUACAAUAAAAGA
Molecule: messenger RNA, 11631 nt
Organism: Grus americana (Whooping crane)
Lineage: Eukaryota; Metazoa; Chordata; Aves; Gruiformes; Gruidae
Gene: DCLK1
Product: doublecortin like kinase 1
Exons: 18
Coding region: 600-2789 (729 amino acids)
Biological process (GO): axoneme assembly; retina development in camera-type eye; neuron migration
Cellular component (GO): neuron projection; axoneme
Molecular function (GO): microtubule binding; ATP binding; protein kinase activity
Source: RefSeq, a predicted model, not a curated record